AUGUGGUCAUUAUCAGAACUGGCCGUCUUUGGCCUGAGUAUCUUGUCGGCCUCGGCCACUAUCCUACAAAACGGCCAGCCACGGAUAACCAACUUCCCCGACACUCGGAUCGACCCGUUGUCAUACUCGCUCACUACGUAUCCACGGAAUGCUAGCGAGAUCUCUUACAAGGGGCGUUGGGACUCCAAAUAUGUCUCUUGGUGGUCCGCCCCCGGGAUCAAGUUCGGAUAUACCGGGCAAACAGUGGCAGUCACUUUCGGAAACUGGACCAGUGAUGGAGUUCUUGUUGGGUAUCGUAUUUCGGGCCUGGAUUGGAUCUUCACCAACGUCACGGCGGGUGGUACACAUCUUUUUGUGUCUCCAGAGACCCCGGGGUCGGACUUGACGGUGCCCAUCAGUCCCUCCACAUUCGAGUUGCGAGUGACGAACUGGGCCUACGGGAUCCAAAUCGAGUCCAUCCAUGUUGCUAAGGGCGAGAAACUGAUCAAGAUUCCUGACUAUGGUCGUCGUAUCGAGGUCAUUGGUGACAGUCUUGCUUCGGGCAUGUAUACCUCGUACGAAGGACUAUCAAGCUGGGCAUACGGACUUAGUGCUGGACUAGGCAACACAGAGUAUAGUAUAACCGCAUAUCCAGGCAUCUGCGCGGCAGAUCAGGACUGCUGGGGUAACCCUCACGGGCAGGUCCAUCAAUGGUUUUAUACAUCGGAUACAAGCUACAGAGCCUCUGUCAUGUAUGGAGACAAGCCCGAACCGUGGGACUUCAGCAAGCGUCCCGCUGCCGACAUAGUCGUCAUCAACAUUGGCACCAACGACCAAAACUCGCACAACAACGUUUCCACAACUACCUACAUCAACGCCCUGACGAAGAUUAUCCAAGGAGUCCAUGGCAAGUGGCCCAAAGCCCAAGUCGUAGUCAUGUCACUCUGGCUCGGAUUCUACCAAUCCGGCAACACCUACCUCCCCAACGCGCCCCAGGGUUUCGUCAACGAAAUCUACCAGAUGUACAAGUGGUUCAGCUCGGACGACUACCUCCGAAACCCGAUCGUAUACGACGGAGUGACCAAGAAGGCAUCGAAGACCGGCAAGAGGACCAAGCCGUUCGUGCACUACUUCAACACCACGGGCAUCAUGCAACACAAUGAUAUCGGCCCACAGUGGCAUCCUACGGAUGUGGGAGCUAUCAAGGUCGCCAGUCAUUUGCAGCAGUUCAUCAGGAUGACUUUUGGGUGGGAGUUUGAUGCUACUGGGCCUGAGAUUUUCCACGAGACGGAGUAUUGGAAUGAUGAGCCUGGGUAUUAG
This is a messenger RNA of Sordaria macrospora k-hell, 1299 nucleotides long. RefSeq lists its product as uncharacterized. Gene Ontology annotation, molecular function: carboxylic ester hydrolase activity. The record is from RefSeq and is a predicted model, not a curated record. NCBI's taxonomy places the organism in Eukaryota, Fungi, Ascomycota, Sordariomycetes, Sordariales, Sordariaceae.